This is a messenger RNA of Camponotus floridanus (Florida carpenter ant), 381 nucleotides long. It is a transcript of the gene Pfdn1, whose product is annotated as prefoldin subunit 1. Gene Ontology annotation, biological process: protein folding. The record is from RefSeq and is a predicted model, not a curated record. Bases 1 to 381 code for a protein of 126 amino acids. Gene Ontology annotation, molecular function: protein folding chaperone. NCBI's taxonomy places the organism in Eukaryota, Metazoa, Arthropoda, Insecta, Hymenoptera, Formicidae. Gene Ontology annotation, cellular component: prefoldin complex; cytoplasm. The transcript has a single exon.
AUGUCGAAGGUACUGGAUGAGGAAUUGAAGCAAGCUUUUUCGAAGCUGCACGAAAAGAUGGUGGAUACCAAGCAGAAAUUAAAGUUGGCUGAUGUACAAAUUGAUAAGUUACGGCGUACAAAGCAGCGGGCAGAACUCACUUCAAAAGAGAUUAGCUGUUUUCCCAAAGACACAAGGAUAUAUGAAUCUGUCGGUCGAAUGUUUCUCCUAGAUGAUGUGAACAACAUUAAAAGUAAUUUGGAUAAUAGAAUGAAAACUUCUGAUGAGAAGAUCAAGACAUUAGAAAAUAACAAAAUAUAUUUGCAACGAAGUUUAAAGGAAAGUGAAAAUGAAAUCAGAGAAAUGAUUCAACAAAAACAGAGUAAAGAGUCGUCUGGUUAA